GCCCGUCAGACACUUCCUGCAUGCGAGAAAACGCCUAAUGUUAUGCACAAAUAAUUUCUCAAUGAAGGAAAAUACCCGUGGAUCAGAUUAGAUUACGAGCUCAAUCGACAUGAGCUGGAUACCGUUCAAGGUCAGCCAACCGAAGAAGGAGGUCGUAUCGAAAACGGUUGAAAGGGACUUUGAAAGAGAAUAUGAGAAGCUUCAAAAGCUGGAAGAUCAGACUAAGAAGCUCCACAAAGACCUGAAGAAAAGCACAGAGGCUGACAUAGCCAUGUCCAAAGCGGCGGUGAAGAUCGCGGCGGACCUGCGGCAGAACCCCGUGUGCGAGCAGGACCAGGGCUUCCUGGACUCCAUCGCUGCCCUGGACACCGCCAUGCGCAGGAUGGACUCCUUCAACCAGGAGAAGGUCAAUCAAUACCAGAAGACAGUCAUCGAGCCACUUAAAAAGUACAGCGGUGUGUUCCCCAGCCUGAACAUGGCAGUGAAGAGGAGGGAACAGGCCCUGCAGGAGUAUAAGCGUCUGCAGUCCAAGGUGGAGAGAUACGAGGACAAGGAGAGGACCGGGCCCAACAUGGUCAAACUGCACCAGGCCAAGGAAGAGCUGCGGCCAGUGAGAGAGGAGUUUGAGGCCAAGAACAAGCAGCUGCUGGAGGAGAUGCCCAAGUUCUACCAAAGCCGCAUUGACUACCUGCAGCCCAGCUUCGAGGCGCUCAUACGCGCACAGGUGGUCUACUUCACUGAGAUGCAUAAGAUCUUCAGUGAGCUCACCGAGCAGAUUGAUCAGGAGGGGCUGACGGACGAGCAGAGAGAGAGAGAGAACGAGGCCAAACUCGGUGAGUUGCGUGCGCUAUCCAUCGUAGCCAGUGACUGAGAGAGGGACCAGAGACCGCCCAGGCGUCAGCUCGCCAAGGAUGGAGGCUCUUCACCUCUCUUCUCCCUCUCCAACCCUCUCUCUCCCUCCAGCUGGCUUCUCCCUGUUGUAUCACCGUGUUUACAAAGCCAUCAGCACUGUGUUUUAUUUUACUGUUACUGACACUUAGAACUUGAAUGUUUUAUGUUAAAAAAAAAAAAUGAAUUUAAUGAAGCUGCAUGGUCUCACACACUGUUGAUUUUGUGAAGAGAUGGAAUAGAGGGGAAAGGUGCGAGUCUUAGUCUCUGUUCAUCUACAUCAUUUAAUCAAGGGGCCAUUUAUGUAUUUGCCUCUGUUCCAUAAAUGACCUGGGUACUUUCUCCUCUUAACAACUGAUCCUGGAUCUCAAUCUAAAUUGAACAUUGAACAUUGACAUUGAACAUUUGGGGUUAGGGUAGGGUUUGGACAAGCUGAUCUCAGAUCUGUUGUCAAGGGCAGAAUACACCAGUUUUACAACAUUAGAAUGUAGCCGUCAUUGUAAGCGCCUUCCUUCAGUCAGACCUGAAGCUUUUGUACCCUCUAGUGGCAGCAAAUGGACUUAGUUUCCAACGCUGAUAUUCAAUAUAAUGAACAUUGUAAGUA
Molecule: messenger RNA, 1492 nt
Organism: Megalops cyprinoides (Indo-Pacific tarpon)
Lineage: Eukaryota; Metazoa; Chordata; Actinopteri; Elopiformes; Megalopidae
Product: bridging integrator 3-like
Exons: 9
Coding region: 110-871 (253 amino acids)
Biological process (GO): actin cortical patch localization; plasma membrane tubulation; endocytosis
Cellular component (GO): actin cortical patch; cytoplasm
Molecular function (GO): protein binding; lipid binding
Source: RefSeq, a predicted model, not a curated record